Molecule: messenger RNA, 7162 nt
Organism: Tetranychus urticae (two-spotted spider mite)
Lineage: Eukaryota; Metazoa; Arthropoda; Arachnida; Trombidiformes; Tetranychidae
Product: sphingomyelin phosphodiesterase-like
Biological process (GO): sphingomyelin catabolic process
Molecular function (GO): sphingomyelin phosphodiesterase activity
Source: RefSeq, a predicted model, not a curated record
UAGCAAGAUGUGCGCAAGAAAUAAAACGUGCCUUUUAUAAACAUACUUUAUCCAACCACGGUGACCCCUUGAAAUUGUUUUUCAUUUUAUCCCCUGUAAGAGGGAAAUGGUCAACUCUAGCUCUCUCUGUGUUCACUGACUUUGCUCACUGUUUUCACAAAUUCAUUCUGAACCAAUUAUCUUACUUGAGUGCAUUUCUGUGAUGAAAAAAGAAACUUUCCUGGAUCCUUUCUUUCCUAUUAAGUGUGUGUCGCUCACCUGCUGUUCAACCGUUCGCUUCAUUUGUUAUUUUGUUCAACUUUCGUUUCCUCUCAAUGCUACCCAAAAUAGCUUAGUUAAUUAAAAAAUUGAAUUUUCUAUUAUCAUUGAUAAUAUCAUUGAUAAGUUAACAAUAGCUGAUCAUCUGAUGCCCUAUCACCUUUAUUGGUCACUGUCCCCUCUUUACUGGUGUUUACCCCUUACAGACAUACAAUUGUCUUCUCCCUCAGUUUGAGAGAUUUAUUUUUGAAAUUUUGUUCCUCAAAAUUAUUUCAAAAUUCCAGUCAAUAAUUCAACUUCAACGAAUGAAAUCAAUUCGUUUACCCAAGGGUUCUCUAUGGAGUACCUGUUAAUUAAUCGUUCAAGCCUUCAGGCUUUGUGCUCUUCAAUUGGUUGGAAAAGUGAAAAUGGCCAUUAUGAGAUUAGCUCGGAUUGUCUGGCUACUCUUAUCUCGAUUGAGAAUCAAUUGUUAAAUGAAAAUUUAACAACUCGAAACAUUCGCCUAAGUCUUGGACUUUCGCGAAUUAUUGAACGAGAUUUACUCCAUAUUGUGGAACAAACUGAAAUAAUUGCUGAUCCGAUAAUCAUACAGACCACUGUAAGACUUUUGGUCAAUUUAACUCUACCCGCUGAAAUAUUGUUACCUGGCGCUUACAAUCAACCCAACAGUCAAUUAAAUGAUUUGAGAUGUUCUAGCCAUUCGUUGAUUACAAGAAUUAAACAACUCCAGAAGAUGUUAUUAGAUGCUAAAAAGGCUUUCAUUUCUUCAAACCGAGUAACCGCUUCAUUGAUACAUACCAUGAGAUUUGCUUCGUUAACUUCAUCGUCCAAUUUCAAAGCGACGAGCCAUUCGAAUCAAAGCUUGCCCUGUUUUCAUUCUGGUAAAUUUGCUUCCUCUUCUUCCAUCCAAAAAAAUCUAUCUGGAAAAAUUGAUUCAAGUGAGACUAAAUUGGACAAUACUGAACGAAAUUUGAUCCGUGAUUGUCUUCUACUCUUUCGUAAUCUUCUCCAUGUUCCUGAUAAGAUUGUACCUCAUAUUUUCGAAUCGGAUCCAGAGUCGAAAAGUGAAGAAACAAAUGUGGAUAAAGAAGGGAAUAGUAAUGGUCGAGUUACAAGCGAAGGAUUUUCAAAAGAUGACUGGCAAGAUACUCAAAGGCGACUUAUUUGGAGUCUAAUGGUUCAAGGUUUGGACAAUACUUUGUUAUUCUUGAUGUCCACUCCAUACCGAAGGAAUUGGAUCUGUCAAAUUGCCCAGUUGAUUACGAUUCUCUAUAGGAACCAACCAGAUUCCAAGUUAAUACAAUGUAUUUCAACUAAAAAUUCAGCCUCUGACUGUUCUGAAGAUGACGUUGAAAGUGAUCACACAUUAUCAGCUCAGCGAUCAUCUUCAAAUUCCAUAUUGUCUGACUCUUCAUCGUCAAAAGAAGGUGGAGCUGAAUCAUCCGAGUCUGGAAAAGAUUCAGGAUAUUAUCAACAAACGGAUGGUUCCAACGAGGAAAGUAUGGAAACCAAUGGGUCCAAAACAGUCGACGCAAACCGGGUUAAUAAUAUGGAAACGAAAAACGCUUCUAAUAGUGAAUGGAGAAAAAACAUGAAAAGGAAAGACUCCGGGUCUGAUAAUAUUUCCAUGGAGAAUGGAGAAACAUUUGUUGCGGUUAAAAAUCAUAAAGAUUCCAAUGAAAAUGAGGCAGCUCUUUCACCUUCAAAUGAUGCAAAAUCAGAUACUCAAGAAUAUGAGAGAAUAGAAGAAGACAUUAUUGGUAACCAGACUUCUGGUUUUUCUGGUUCAUCCGAAGAAGAUACUCGAUGUAUGCAUAAAGUGAUGAAGCCUCAUCAAUCGUCAACUGUUAAGCCUACAGAAUCUGACGACUCGGAUGAUUCCGAUUAUGAGGGAGUUAAGGCCGUUCGAAGUCACCAUCAUCCUCCAAAUGUCACUCGAAAGACUAAAAAUUGUUCCUCCGCUCCGCGUCCACCUAAUUGUUGUCCAUCAAUCUGCAUGGAAACUGCUAUUGCAGCUGCUUUAUCGUCAAUCUCGGUAUCUUCUGAACCAAUAUCAAAGAAUUAUCAAUCAAACCCAUCUAAUAGUUCACUACCAACAUCACAAUCAAAUAAAUCAAAAGAUCGACCUAAUUAUUAUUCAAACAAGAAAACCAAAACAACAUCUUCCCCUAAUCAAACUGUAAAUUCCUCUCCAAUCAACCCAAACUCAGUUAAAACUGAAUCUUCAAUCAAACCGAUUGCUCCAUGGGAUAAGAAGAAAACCUGUGGAUCAAAAUCAACUCCAAUUGGUAACGAUUCGAUCGCUCCAAGUGAUAAUGACAUUUGUUCGCUUCUCAAAGAGUUUACUCUUAAAUUUGUCCAUAAUUUUUUCUCCUGUCUUAUUGUUGAUCUUUCCAAGGAGCUUCUCCUGUCUUACUCAUCAACAUCGAACUCAUCUUCACCAUCUGCCCCAUUCUCAUCAUCUCUUGAUAUCUCUCACCUUUUAUGGUUACUCAGUUAUUUCCUCAAAAUAUCUUCAUCCAUUGAUCUCAACUACAACCAUAUAUCACCCAUUUUGCAAAUAGACAUGUUUGCAUUCCUAGUCUAUAAUGGGUUAAUUAUUAACGAGGAACUGGAACUACUCUCAACCAGGGCCAUCGGAGGUUCCCCUUCAACCAUACCACCAUCAACAUCUCAUGCACAUUUAUCAUCAUCGUCACCAGAUUUAACUAUGAAUUCACCUUCAUCCAAAGAAACAGGAGUCAAUGUUAAUUUUAUAAAUGGCCAGUUACUUCAAGAUGACAAUAUUAAGAAAUUAACCCGAAAACUUCAAUUAUUAAUGUCUGCUUUAAAAGAAAUGAUCAUGACUAUUUCAGGCUACAUAAGUAAAUCCUCAGCUGGAGAAGAGGAAAGGCAAUCACUUUAUAAUUUAAGAUCGUCUCUUGCCAAAAUGACUGGUUUGAGACAAUUUUUCCUGUUGCUUACUCGCUGCUACUCGCCAAUCAUUCAUCCUAAAUCAUUUCUUGUUGAUUCAAUCAUUACUCACCACCACUUGCUGCUUCUUCUCGAUGAACCUUACCAGCGAGGAAAUUUGAAUCUCGUUGAACACCUUUCACAAUUUGCCACAAUUAAAGUAAUGGAACAAUAUGGCCGAGUAUUGGAAUCCUUUCAAUCCAAUAGUGAAAUGGUCAACAAUUGUGUUUUUACAAUUAUGCACCAUGUUGCUGGUGAUUUAAGAAACCCAGAAUGUCUCUUUCAACCAAUCAUUUUGAAAACCUUUUCUCUUAUAAUGGAAUCUGAUAUGGAACUUUUAGAUUCUUGGGAAGAUUUAAUGGAAUAUGUAAUGAAUCGUUUCGUAAAGGCAGCAACCAAAUCAAAUGCCAACAAAUCAAACAAAUUGAUUGGUGCCUCUUCUGGUGUUGGUCGUUCAACAGAUAAUUCAGUUGUUGACCAAAUGCCAAUGAAUUGCUCUGUAGCAUCAUCAUCUGGCUUUUUAUUAACAACUGAAUCGUCAGAUAAUCAAAUAAUCUGUGAAGAUGAAAACAUAAUCGGAAAAAUACGAGAUGAUUCAGGAUCGAUUGCCACUUCAACUCAUCAGACUAACCAUGCAACCAUUUGCAGUUCAGUUAAAUCUUGUGUAUCUGAUGAAGAUUCAUCCAUUGAUUUAACCAAUUUGGAUAAUAAUCACGAUCAAUUAUACUGGCUAUAUCUUCAAUAUGAACAAACAAAUGAUCCAAUAACUUGCAUUUUAGAGGUUAUAAUGGAAGAACAAGGCAUUAAUCUAGAUCGAGCUGAAUUAAUUUCACAAUUAAUGAUAAGAAGAAUCAUAUCCUCUGAAGAAUAUGAUCGAUUCAUGGAAUACUCUUACGGUAUGGAAACAAGCAAAAAGCCAGAAAUAGUAUUAUUAAUAAAUUGUGAUGAUAAUGAAGAGACCAAUGAUCAAAUUGAAGAUAUUGAAAAAGACUAUCAUAUCCAGGAUCAUAAAGAUUCAUCCUCAUAUCAAAAGAUUGAUUCAUUUUCUUCAGAUUUAAACCAAUGUGGACUUAUUAAAACAGAGAUAAAUCUGCAUCACGAGGAAACAAAUUUUAUGAAUAUUGACCAGGACUCAAACAUGUUGGAUGAAACGGCUCGAGAAGUUGCAGAAAUUGACCGGUUAAUAGAAAAACUGAUUAAAAUGGGUUUUGCUGAUCAACUUUCUUGGAUUGGAUCAAUUCUGUUGGACAUUGUAAACGUUAAAAUGUGCGAAGUUAAGGGGGUUAAACAAGAUUGUCGAAUACUUGAGCCAGUUGCCUAUUUCAGCAAUAUGCUUGGACAACCAGUUCCAAUCGUUCCUUUCAAUGAGAAACAAGAAUUGGCUUUAAACUCUAAACCAAUGAUUGAACUAUUACACCGAAUUGGAUUCCAUUCACCGAGUGAUGUUUCAAAAUUAUACCCAAGAAUUCCUAUAAUAUUUACUCCUGAUAUAAUAUUUAAAAUUGCCUGUAAAAUAUCAUCACCAGAAACAAAAAAUUUACUCUUUAAGCCUGAAGAAAUAUUGGAAACUGGAAAUUUCAGAAUGGAUUAUACUUUACAAUUUAUUCUAGUUUUGUUCACUUUGAGUUGUUUAUCAGCUUCAUCUAUAACAAUUGGUAACAGUUCAGAAUCAACAGUCUCUUUCAAUGCUGCUUUUUUCCCAUUCAAACAGUUACCUUUUCCCAUUGAAAGAUUAACAGAGGAACCAUCCAAAGUUGAACAAUUGGAAAAGUUAAUUUUUGAAGUUAAAUCUUUUUUCAACCGUUCAUCUGAUAAUGAAUCAAAACGCAACUCGGCUAGUCUUCACUAUGAGACAGAUUCAUAUGUUUACGAUAUUCUGAAGCGUAUGUUGGAUGUUAUUUCAUUUCAAGAAUUUUUUACUCGAGUUAGAGAAGGAAUUACUUCAGCAACAACUUGUUUAACUUGUCGUUUAUUAUCAAUAUUGUAUACAAAUGAUAAUUUGAGUACUUAUUCAUAUUUGUACAUGAUUGAAACGCUAUGUGUCUCUUUGGGGAUUCAAAAGAAACACAUUUGCCGGGAAAUGAUGGAUCAAGUUGCAAAUGUGUUUGACUACGUUAGAUUCAAUACCAAAUUGACAUCUGAAGAAAUGUGUGGUGUUUCCAUUGGGUUAGGAUGUGUCAUGUUUACCACUGAAAAGCUAAAUUGGACCGUUAAGUUACCUGAAGAUGAUCUAUCAAAGAUGAUAAAGAAUGAAUCACUUACUGUGAGACAAAAAGACCAGACAAUUUACGCUUUUGCUCAAGUAACAGAUGUUCAUAUGGAUCCAUUGUAUGUCCCAGGUACUGUUGCUAACUGUAAUGAACCCGUUUGUUGUCGCCCUGACCAAGGAUUUACUGAUCAGUUUGUUGAUGCUGCUGGCUUUUGGGGAACCUACAGAGGCUGUGAUACACCAGUGUCAACCAUUUUUCAAACAAUGGAACGUCUCAAUGAAAGUUCUCAUAUGCUACAAUAUAUUUUAAGUACUGGUGAUGUGGUUCCUCAUGAUGUUUGGAGUUACCGGAGAGCAACAACACUUUCAUUAUUAGACAUAAUGGACAAAGCUUAUCAAAUAGUUGAACCGAUUCCUGUUUAUUCAGCCAUUGGUAAUCAUGAAGCUAUUCCAGUUAAUAGCUUUUCCCCAUCAGCCAAAGAGAUAGAUCGAGAUGAUUUAACUAAUGAUUGGCUAUAUCAAAGUUUGGCCCAUAGAUGGGCUCAGUGGAUUCCAGAAGAGUAUUCAGAUGAUUUCAAAAGACGAGGUAAUUAUGUUGUCAAGGUUCGCCCUGGUUUUCGGAUUAUCCAAUACAAUAGCAAUUUCUGUGCUCGGACAAACCCAUGGAUAUUAUAUGACAGUGUUGAUCCUGGAGAUAUAUUACAAUUUCUGGUCCGUGAAUUAACUAAGGCUGAACAAGAAGGUGAUAAAGUUCACUUGGUUGGACAUAUUGCUCCAGAUCAUAAGGAAUGUACUCAGGCUUGGUUACAUAAUUUCAUUAGGAUCAUUGAACGUUAUCAACAUACAGUUAAAGCACAAUUUUAUGGACACGAUCAUCGAGAUGAAUUUAGACUAUACUAUUCUCUGACUGAUCCAACAGUCCCGAUUGGUUAUGCAUUCAUUUGUCCAGCGCUAACUCCAUACUCUCAAACAAACCCAGGCUAUCGGAUUUACCAGAUGGAUAAUCAAGGAAUCAUAAUAGAUUACGAGACACAUUAUUUCAAUCUAACUGAGGAUCAAUUUUCUAAUCAAAUUAACUGGAAAUCAGCAUAUAGAGCAUCUGAAUUAUUUGAAACAGACCAAAUAACUCCUAUAGCUCUUGAUCGGUUCUUAAAAAGGCUUGAAAAGGAUGAUCAACUUUUUGCUGAUUAUUACAGAUAUUUUUAUGUAAUGACUGAUGAUGAAAGCGGCCGAAAUUGGGAUGAAAGUGUAAAGAAGGCGAUCAUCAGCAGCCAUAUUGUAAAAUUACCAAUGCGGACAGCACCAAUACCACUCGCAAAUUAACAGAGUCAACUAUUAAAUUAAAAAAUGUACGAAGUAGUACCAUAAUGUAAUAAGUGUUCAAUUGUUAGUAAAGUUACUAGUUUUUAAAUAUUUAUUUUCUGUAAAAGCUUCCUAUUAAUCAGUCAUAUUUCAAACUCUAAAUGUUAUUUUGUAAAUAAAUGCUUUAUAUCGACUAGUCAACAGAAAAUUUUAACCAAAAAACAUUAUUAAACUUUAUUUUUAUUAAAAACUAGUCAUUGGAAAUCACUGAUUCUCGAUUGAGUAGUCAAAGAGCAGCGACUGUAAUUUCCCAUUCACAUAAACGCAUAUAAGUCGCUUUGACAACAUUGUUAAGGUUAAGCUAGUUAUAACAACUUUCUUUUCCUAUUUCUCCCAGGGGCCUCUGGUCCCGAUAAAAAUUCAAAAGCAGAAGCACUAAUC